UCCGGGUGCGCAGGUGUCAGCUCAUAGUUGGGACGAUAAAUAUUGGGUUGGUCAGAUUCCAGCUGCCUUCGGUACAUAUAUAUUUAGGAUAACGCCAGCAUAAGCCAUAGCGUUCGAGCGACCCCCUUAGCGGGGAAGAGAUAUGCAGACGCGAAAAGCAAAAUGGACCGCAAACAGCAUGAUCGCUGGUGCUGGAGGUGGUCUGGUUGCCAGCAUUGCGACCUGUCCGCUCGACGUCAUCAAGACCAAGUUACAAGCUCAGCGAACAGUCCAAGGGCAGCAGGGUUAUCAAGGAGUUCUUGAUAUCGUUAAAACAACCCUCAAACAUGAUGGAAUACGGGGCAUGUACCGUGGUCUUGGUCCUACAAUCUUGGGGUACCUUCCAACAAUGGCCAUCUACUUUGCGGUGUAUGACGGAAUUAAGACGCGCUUCGGAGAACCUCCGCUGGGCCAAGUGCAGAAUCAUGACCGAAUAUACCCUGCUGCACAACCUAAGGGCUACCAGCCCGCCAUGCGCGACCACCCAUGGACCCUCCACAUCCUUUCUGCGAUGAUUGCCGGUGCGGCGAGCACAUCCUGUACCAACCCACUGUGGGUCAUCAAAACCCGUUUCAUGACACAAUCAAGACGAGAAGUCAGAUAUCGACAUACUUUCGAUGCAGCCUUGGCAAUAUACCGCACAGAGGGCAUCCGAGCGUUUUACCGCGGGCUCCUACCCAGCCUCUUAGGAAUAUUUCAUGUAGCUGUCCAGUUUCCCCUAUACGAACAGCUCAAGAUGUGGGCCCAGGGUGACUCCGAUGGGCCGCUACGGAACGACACGAUAUUGGUAUGUUCUGGAAUAGCGAAGAUGGCGGCAUCCAUUGCGACGUAUCCACACGAGGUUGUACGCACACGGCUGCAGACGCUCCGAUUACCAAUAGCUGAGGAUGCAUCCUCGGACGGCAUGGUCAAAACACAUGCCCGCCGCGGAAUCAUUUACAUAACGCGCAAGAUCAUUCAGAAAGAGGGCUGGACGGGUCUCUACAAAGGUCUUUCAAUCAACCUAUUCCGAACGGUGCCAAACAGCGCCGUGACACUUUUAACAUAUGAACUGCUUAUGCGUCACCUCACUGCUCAACAAUGAGUUAUAAUUCUACCCAUUGCGCAAAUGUAUAUUGACAUUCUCAACCUAAGAGGAAAGGUGAAUACGAUGAGUUCAACACUGCAUUUAGAAAAACCUUUCAUGUAUAGAUUUAUAAGCCAGUGUAUGAUAUUUAUAUCAUUAUUGGCACAUUCUUUUUUACAUGGCGUGUCAUUCGCCCUCCUUUGCUGUGUUCCUCUGCAGUAAUACCUGUGCUAUAAUUGACAUCAUAAUUGGCUGGCACUACAUAGCCCAAUUGGCGUCCUCCAAUUUGAAGAUGCUAAUGUUAUACUUUGCCUGCGUUCAAUUAGGUUCAAGUUUUAUAAUUAAAUGGAUUGAUGCGCCCCCUCC
Molecule: messenger RNA, 1471 nt
Organism: Suillus subalutaceus
Lineage: Eukaryota; Fungi; Basidiomycota; Agaricomycetes; Boletales; Suillaceae
Product: mitochondrial NAD transporter
Exons: 6
Coding region: 143-1123 (326 amino acids)
Biological process (GO): NAD transmembrane transport
Molecular function (GO): NAD transmembrane transporter activity
Source: RefSeq, a predicted model, not a curated record